AUGAAUCUAUUUGCAUCGAUAGAUUAUACAUUUAUUUCUUACGCUAUGACCUCUUCUCGAACUCCACGAUCUGAUACCGUGAAGUGCCAUGCUUGUGGACAUUUAUGUGCGUCGCCACCGAAUAUGGCUCCUAAUGAAAGCGCACUUAAUGAACAACUCGAUUGGUUAACUGUAGAUCAUGAUGAUUUGAGGCAAGACAUAUUAGAACAAAGUUCACGACCAAAAUAUCAUCCGUCAAUGUCGAUUAUCGAUCACUGGGAACAAGAAUCGAUCAAACGUAUUCAACGCACAGCAUAUCUUGCUCGGCAGGCAUUAAUUCACGCAUUAGAUGAACACAUGUUAAAAAUAGAGAAAAUUUUACAAUCUUUAACACCGAAAUUGCGGCAUGCACGACAAUACAUCAAGUUUUACAGUCAAAGUGAUAUAAAAGAAUGGGCGAAAACACUCCAGAAGCUGAAGCAAAUACCAUCAUUGCCUGUCACUAUUGAUGAAGAUAACAAAAUAUAUGGAAUAAUUGUUAGUCAUGAACGAUCAAAGCGAAUCUCGCCUGCAAAAUCGUUGACAUUCAGUUUGAACUCAACAUCAUCGAAUUGUACACUGAGCGGACACGAAUACCAAUCGAUAAGGACACUAAUUAAUGAUGAUGACGAUUCAAUGCAUACCGUUGAAGAUUAUUCGUCGAAAAAUUCUCGAAAUAUCACACCAGGUGGUGUUCUUAUUAUAAGAGACUAUGAAGAUCAUGACCAUCAAUGCACAACUCCUGUGAAUGAUGUAUCACAAAAUGCUUGA
Molecule: messenger RNA, 789 nt
Organism: Adineta ricciae
Lineage: Eukaryota; Metazoa; Rotifera; Eurotatoria; Adinetida; Adinetidae
Source: the annotation of a GenBank genome assembly